CCUUGUUCCGUUCCCUUCCUUUUCACGGAGCAAGCUCCGUGCGGUAACACCGCAGGAUGUUUUCCUCCAUCUUGCGAUGGGCGAACACCGUCACCUCGCGCAUUCCCUGGGUGAAGGGCUUGGGCCUGAACUAUAUUCUUCUCCACUAUAUCUACAUCAUUUUCAUGAUCCUCCUCACCUCCGUCAUUAUCUACCCCGGUGCCAGUCUCACCUACACCGAUGCUUUGUUCCUCUCCGCCAGUGCGUCUACCCAGAGCGGCCUCAACACGGUGGACCUCAACACCCUGUACACCUAUCAGCAAGUUUUCUUGUACAUGACAUCUAUGUUGACGACUCCCAUCUUCAUCAACACCGUUCUCGUCUUUAUCCGGCUUUACUGGUUUGAAAAACGUUUCCAACAUGUUGUCCGCGAUGCUCGAGCCCUCCGCUACACGCGCUCUCGACAACGCACUGUCACUGAAGACAAGAACGGGGCGAGCUAUGAUCGAGAGGAGGCUGGCGUCGGGAACCGGCCCAUCGUGGUACUGCGGAAUACCCUAGACCGGGUCCGUUCGCGAGGUCAUAGUAUCAAGUCACCAGAGGAGAAUACCUCGCCACCGGCGUCGCCAACCGCUCGACGCAAUGACGAGAGUAACACGGAGGAUCCAGAAGCAGCGCUGACUCGGAAGCUGGCGUUUGGCUUGGGAAAUGGAGUGGGCAGUCUGCGCGUGCCUGCACAACUAAGCCCCGAGCAUCAUAUCGCAUUCUUGGAGAACCAGCGGAGGAGCAAAGGAGCCCUGCGGAUUCCGAGUCCCCGGGAAUAUGAUCGGGGUGGUGUGCCGCAGGUGCUGGAAGAGGAGGAGGAUGCGGAACCGCCCGUCAAAACAACGGCGGAUGGGUCCGAUGAAGAGCGGAGUCCGAAUGACACCAGGGAUGGAUCCGAGAACGACGAGGAAGAGGGCAGGAGCAAGGAUGGGGACGAGGAGGAUGAUUCUCAGUCUCGUCGGAUGGAUGGUCCCCAUAUUACCAUCAACGAGCCUGAGAUGUUUCGGACGCGGACGAGGAAUGAGACUUUCCCUCGGAUGGACUCUCGCCCUACUUUCAAAGAGACGAAGGACGACCCUGACAACUCUCCGCUGGCUCGCUCAACGACCCGGCGGCCUACGUUCAACAGCGUCUUUCGAUCCCUCACCCAGGAGCGUGAGCGGCCCACGCAGCCUUAUUUGAGUUGGAAUGCCACUGUCGCCCGUAAUUCCAACUUCGUUGAUUUGACCGAGGAGCAGCGAGACGAGUUGGGCGGUAUCGAAUAUCGUGCGCUGAAGACCCUGGCGGUGGUCCUGAUCUCUUACUAUGUCUUGUUCCAUCUCUUGGGCGUGAUCUGUAUGGUGCCGUGGAUUAUGACUACCCACUGGGGGUCGGUGGUCGAGCAAAUCGGACAGGGCCGUCCUUGGUGGGCCAUUUUCGUGGCCCAGUCAGCCUUCAACGACGUCGGAUUCAACCUCACUCCAGACUCGAUGGCCUCGUUCCAAGGGGCCAUCUUUCCACUCCUGCUCCUGGGAUUCCUGGUUGUCAUCGGUAACACAGGGUUCCCGUGCAUGCUGCGGUUUAUUAUCUGGGUUUCUUCCAAGUUCACCCGUUCGGAGACACCUCUAUGGGAGGAGUUGCGCUUCCUUCUUGAUCACCCUCGUCGAUGCUUCACUCUCCUCUUUCCUCGCAAUGCUACAUGGUGGCUCUUUGCCAUCUUAGUGCUGCUGAAUGGAAUCGACCUGGUCUUUUUCAUUAUCCUUGAUCUGAACGACUCAACCGUCACAUCCUUGUCGCCGGGCCUUCGGGUUCUGGGCGGCUUGUUUCAGGCAAUCUGCACGCGAACUGCCGGGUUUACGGUAGUCUCCAUCUCAGACCUGCAUCCCGCGGUCCAGGUGUCCUACCUGAUCAUGAUGUAUAUAUCCGUGUUUCCCAUUGCCAUUUCCCUGCGACGCACCAAUGUCUACGAGGAGAAGAGUCUGGGUAUCUAUGGCAACGGCGAAGAGGAGGACGGGGACGACAACCAGACCGCGCCCAGCUACAUCGGCGCUCACUUGCGGAAGCAGUUGAGUUUCGAUCUGUGGUACGUGUUUUUGGGCCUGUUCAUUAUCACUAUCGUCGAAGGUGGGCGUCUUCAAGCCCAGGACGACUACUCGUUCCAGAUCUGGUCCGUGCUGUUCGAGGUCGUGUCCGCCUACGGCACCGUGGGCAUGUCCCUGGGCUACCCCGGGGUCAACGCCUCAUUCUCCGCGGAAUUCCACGUGCUCUCCAAGCUGGUGAUCAUCGCCAUGCAGAUCCGCGGCAGGCACCGAGGUCUGCCGUACGCUCUGGACCGCGCCAUCCUGCUCCCCUCGGAAUCGCUCAACCAGAACGAAAUCGCCGACGCAGAGCGCCGCAUGCGCCGCCGGGCUUCCAGUCUGAGCCAGAUGUCCAUCGACCGCGACCAGAAUCACACCCCGCCUCCGCCGGAACAGAGCGCCACGACGGGCCACGAUCCCCGGGAUCACUAUCCUCGGCACUCGAUGCAAGGCGACGGGAUCAUCCGCCGGCACUCGACUUUGCGCUCCCAGCGAUCCCAGCGUGUCUGAAUCUUGGAAACAAAAGAAAAGAAAGUUCUAAUCCCUUUAUUCCUUGCGAAUCUGUCUGGUGGUGUAUUACAAGCGUAUGUGGGAAGAUCGUCGGUUCUUUUUUUUUUUUUUUUU
Molecule: messenger RNA, 2705 nt
Organism: Aspergillus homomorphus CBS 101889
Lineage: Eukaryota; Fungi; Ascomycota; Eurotiomycetes; Eurotiales; Aspergillaceae
Product: potassium ion transporter
Exons: 2
Coding region: 57-2591 (844 amino acids)
Biological process (GO): intracellular potassium ion homeostasis; potassium ion import across plasma membrane
Cellular component (GO): plasma membrane
Molecular function (GO): high-affinity potassium ion transmembrane transporter activity
Source: RefSeq, a predicted model, not a curated record